Hibiscus syriacus is the source of this 429-nucleotide messenger RNA. Its product is annotated as serine/arginine-rich splicing factor SC35-like. The record is from RefSeq and is a predicted model, not a curated record. Gene Ontology annotation, molecular function: RNA binding. The coding region runs from base 1 to 429 and encodes 142 amino acids. The transcript is spliced from 3 exons. Lineage: Eukaryota; Viridiplantae; Streptophyta; Magnoliopsida; Malvales; Malvaceae.
AUGUUUCAGGCUUAUGGAGUCGUGACCGACGUUUUCAUAGCGUACAAAAGUAGAAGAAGACUCACAGAGGGUUCUACUUUUGCUUUUGUUAGAUUCAGUAGCAAACAUGAAGCAAUCACAGCAGUCCGUAGGGCAGAUGGUAGGAUCCUGGAUGGUUUUAAGAUUAGAGUCUUUAAUGAUAACAUCGGAGUUUCAAAGAAUAAAAGGGCUGAGAUUGUUGAAGGAAGGGCAGUUGAAGUUGUUGAUAAUACUCAGCAUGCUACUAAUCUAGCAUCAGGUAACGUGAUUCACGUUACGUUUGAAGACGAAAUAGACUCAUGGCCAAAUCCAAAUAACGACGAGAAAGGGUAUGAUGUGAAGGUCAGUAUUUGGCAUGAGCUUCUGGUUGUAAUUCAAUUCGAAAAUGUAAAGGAUCAUCUGGAGUGCUGA